Messenger RNA from Xiphias gladius (swordfish), 2393 nucleotides. RefSeq names its product transcriptional enhancer factor TEF-3-like. The record is from RefSeq and is a predicted model, not a curated record. NCBI's taxonomy places the organism in Eukaryota, Metazoa, Chordata, Actinopteri, Istiophoriformes, Xiphiidae. Gene Ontology annotation, cellular component: transcription regulator complex. The coding region runs from base 1 to 1563 and encodes 520 amino acids. The transcript is spliced from 13 exons. Gene Ontology annotation, molecular function: RNA polymerase II cis-regulatory region sequence-specific DNA binding; DNA-binding transcription factor activity, RNA polymerase II-specific. Gene Ontology annotation, biological process: hippo signaling; regulation of transcription by RNA polymerase II; embryonic organ development.
AUGGAGAGAAAUCAGAGCCACUCUUCAUUUAAAAAAAAAAAAAAAAGGAGAAAAACCCAUCACAUAUUGCUGUACCUGCCCGCCCGCCUGUCUGCCGAUAGAGUCUCGCCAGGACUAUCCCGCCACAUCCAGACUCAUCAUCAUCAUCAUCACACUUGUGGAUUUCAUAAAGGCAGAUCCACUCCCUGCAGCCUCCUCCUCCUCCCUCUCCUUCCACCCUCAUCUCCCCCAACCCCUGACCCACCCCCCCCUGCUCUGUGGCGCCCUUUUUGUCUUCCCACCACGUCUGCGGAGUGGGUGACGGCUCCCUCCCCCAGGGGCGGGAGUGAGGAGCUGGGGGAUGGACUCGACAAACCCCUGGAAAAUGAUGCGGAGGGCGUGUGGAGCCCUGACAUUGAGCAGAGCUUUCAGGAGGCCCUGGCCAUCUACCCUCCCUGUGGCCGCAGGAAGAUCAUCCUCUCUGAUGAGGGCAAGAUGUACGGACGAAAUGAGUUGAUUGCAAGGUAUAUCAAACUUCGCACGGGGAAGACGCGGACCAGGAAGCAGGUGUCCAGUCACAUCCAGGUUCUAGCCCGGCGGAAGGCCAGAGAGAUCCAGGUGAAGCUGAAGGACCAGGCUGCCAAAGACAAGGCCCUGCAGAGUAUGGCCACCAUGUCCUCAGCCCAGAUCAUCUCACCCACGGCUUUCCAGAACAAGAUGGCUCUCCAGGGCCUGUCCAGGCCAGCUUAUCCCACUGCCGGUGGGUUUUGGCACGGGGCCCUUCCAGGACAGCCAGGAGGCCAUGAAGACAUUAAGCCCUUCUCCCAGCAGAGUUACACCAUGCAAGCGUCCGGCCCGGCCCCCAUAACAGGUUAUGAAAGCACAGCAGGGCUGUCCAUGUCUCCCGGUGCCCCCCCUUGGCAGGGUAGAAGUAUUGCCAGCUCUAAGCUGCGAAUGCUGGAGUUCUCUGCCUUCCUGGAACAACCUCAGGACCCAGAGACUUUCAACAAGCACCUGUUUGUGCAUAUUGGCCAGUCCAACCCGAGCUACAGCGACCCCUACCUGGAGUCGGUGGACAUCAGGCAGAUCUACGACAAGUUCCCAGAGAAGAAAGGAGGCCUAAAGGAGCUGUUUGACAAAGGGCCACACAACGCUUUCUUUCUCGUCAAGUUCUGGGCGGAUCUUAGUGUAAACCUGCAGGAUGACAGCAGCUUCUUCUACGGUGUCUCCAGCCAGUAUGAGAGCUCUGAGAACAUGAUUAUCACCUCAUCCACCAAAGUCUGCUCCUUUGGCAAGCAGGUGGUGGAGAAAGUGGAGACGGAGUAUGCACGUUUUGAGAAUGGGCGCUACGUGUUUCGGAUCCACCGUUCCCCGUUAUGUGAAUACAUGAUCAACUUCAUCCACAAGCUUAAACACCUGCCAGAGAAGUACAUGAUGAACAGCGUACUGGAGAACUUCACUAUCCUACAGGUGGUGACUAACAGGGACACACUGGAGACCCUGCUGUGCGUAGCCUACGUCUUUGAAGUGUCCACUAGUGAGCACGGCGCACAGCACCAUAUUUACAGGCUAGUGAAAGACUGACACGGUCACACAGCUGGAACUUACCUGCUAUAGACCCACUGCAGCACCUCAGUGAGCAACAACGCUAAACAAUGGACUGCUUCCUCCGUGAGCUUAGAGCUGAAACCUUACAACUCGGUCAGGAGCCCAGAGAAACACUGGCUUGGUCAGCGUGCCCAGGAACACUACUACUGCUGAGGAAGAGGUGGAUUUGAGACUGUGGAAGCUGAAACAGGCUUUGUGUGAAGAGUGAAAAGAAUAAGAAGAGGACCAUGAUACACUGUGGUCUCUAUACCAAAGGAGCCAAACCUAGCCAUCAAGACCUGCAUGAGAGAGUUGUCAUUGGUGGUGUUUUCAUCUCAUUUUACUAGUGCUUGUUUUUUUUUUUUUUUUUGGAUUUAGAUUCUUUUACACACAUGCAUGUGCAGGAGAUGUUUGCUACAGAGGAGUUUGGCUGCCUCAGGGUGCCACCUAGUGACUUAAAUAUGAAUUACAACGAGGAAAAGUAAUUGAAAUUAGACUGAGAAUCCCUCCUUGGCACAUCCAUAAAAUAUCACUGUUUUUGGCGCCGAUCUCUUGUGUUAUUUGAGCAUUUGAAUAAAUAUGUACAGUGCCAUAUGUAUCUCCUCUAAAGAGAGUUAUGAAAAUAAGAGGCUAAAAUGAUUUAAAAGAGCUAUUGUAUUCACUUUGUUUGAUUGUUAAUGUCAUGUUUCUCGUAUUGUCUUACUGUUUUUGAUUGAAAACUAUCUGACUACAACAAAAGGCACAUAAUAACACUGCUAACUUGAACCAGAUUUGGAUCUGUAAGCCGAUUACAGAUGUUGUCUGUAACUGUAACUUGCCCUGAAUUG